Messenger RNA from Schizophyllum commune H4-8, 2199 nucleotides. RefSeq lists its product as uncharacterized. The transcript is spliced from 9 exons. Lineage: Eukaryota; Fungi; Basidiomycota; Agaricomycetes; Agaricales; Schizophyllaceae. The record is from RefSeq and is a predicted model, not a curated record. Gene Ontology annotation, molecular function: protein binding. Bases 30 to 2093 code for a protein of 687 amino acids.
CAUCAUCUAAACUCCCGUAGUUCACAACAAUGGCCUCACGCCGCUCCUCAUCCAGAGUUAAAGCUCUGGCCGAGAAGAAAGCGACGGCUGGACCAACGAACACGAACGCCGUCAGUUCUCGUCGCACCGCGCGCUCGAAGAACAAAGGCGCAACUGCCUCCGGAGCAUCAGCGACGAAGCCGAAAGGACGGUCGAACAAGAAGCGGAAGAUUACUGAGACGUCUGGCACAGAGGAGGAGCCCGACGCUCCCGAAGCGCUAGAGGCUCAACCUACGACAUUGGGAAUCAAAGACAUGCCGCCAGAGAUCUUCGACGAAAUCCUCAUGCAGUGCCGCCCCGACGUCCUGCUCAGCAUCUCUCGUGCAAACAAGUACCUGCACAACACACUCUUCAGUCGCGACUCGGAGCGGAUCUGGCAGCAGUCUUUUGAAAAUUACCAGGAUGUCAUCCCCGCUUGGUGCCCUGCGGUUCGUGACUCAAUCACCGUGAUCGAGUAUGCAACAAUCCUUUUUGGAAGGACAUGCUCUAUCUGCAAGUCUUUCAAGGGCAAGCACCUUCUCGCCGCCUUCGUCACUCGGGUGUGCUCCGAAUGCCUCAAGAGAGAUUAUAUCUCUAUUGAACCCUAUCCGGGCGAACGGUCCUACAAUGACCGCCAAGCCUCAUAUGGUGUUCAUACCGACAUCGCAAAGAUGCCCGGCUCCGAGAAUGUCUCCGUCAUUGCGGAACGUGCACUGCACGCUAAAAUUAUACCCAUUCUUCAAGGUAUGCCUCCGGAGAUGGUUGCAGAGUAUCAGGAGGGGCUUCGCCGGACCAACACUGUGAAGACGCAGUUCCGCCUAGAAGUGGAGGAAUUCUUUGCCAAUGAGAGGCGACAGAAAGCGGCAGAGACUAGGCGUCUAUCGAAAGAGAUGCACGACGGGCGACGAGCGUUCAUCUACGACAGGCUCAAAGCCGCAGGGCUUGGCGAUCAGCUGGCAUCCCUAGAGAAAUUGCAGCCAAAGUUUCUGAAUACUUUCGUCAAUCGGCCCACGCCCAUCACACCUGAAGUCUGGAAAGAGAUGGAGCCCGAAGUCGUGCAACACAUCGCAGACUUGAUUGCGGAGCACGAAAAGGAGACCGCCGUCCGCGUCUUCGGCGAGCGCGUCAAGGAGCUCACGACCAAGAUGGGCUCCGGCGUCCUGGAUGGGAUCUUCCCCAAACUGCACUGGUCCGAGCUUGCCGUCGAGGAGCCGAUCCGCGGCAUCCUACUCGAGGGCGUGCAAUACGCGCAUCCUAGUCGGUUUCCGGAUGUUGACGAUAAAGAGUUCGUCGCCCUCGCCAAGCGGUGCUCCGAGCGCAAGAUGGAGUACCUGCGAGGGCUGCUUCCGCUUUCGAACGACGACACCAAUACUACGCCGGAAGCCAACGCCACGAGCGAGACCAAGCGUGACACCGACGCUGCCCUCCACCUCGCCACCACCUACUUCAAGUGCACCCUCUGCGACUCCGAGCCCAUGCCUUUCGCUCGCGUCGUCGGACAUCACUGCCAGCGCGUUGUGAAGAGCAGCAAGAAGGACGAUAAGGACGACAAGAAGGAUAUAUCCUUCGGCGCCCUUAUGCGCAGCAAGCGCUCGCACGAGCCCUUCUACAAGACCGACACCGUGAUCUUGGACGCGCAGGCGGGCGCGCAUGCCGAGCUCCUGAUCAAGGCGUGUGACAAGGACCCCAAGAAGACCUCGUUCGCUGAGAUGGAGGCCCACCAUGCGCGCUUCGAGUGCAGGCUGCCUGUGUGCCACUCGAGGACGGACGGGACGCGUACGGCGCGGCGGUGGCGCAAUGCGCUCAUUCACUCCUACAACGUGCACCCCGAAAAUGCGAAGACCGGGCUACAAACAACUCCCAGGUGGACAGUGAUCGACGACGCCGAUACAAUGAAGCGAAUCGGUCGCGUCGAAAUUGAGUACCAGAGCCAUAAGGGCUGCAGGGAUGGCUGCACGACGAAGCUGGUCAGCGACAGCGACAUGCCGUUCCAUAUGGCGCUUGUCCACGGGACUUCACCUUACCUGCUGGACAGAACGAUGGAUACGCACCCGACUUACGUGCGCUUCGUCUGAAUAUGGUGUUUGUAUGUAUGUCGCAGCGUUGCCUCUUCCCCGUGUCAGUCCUUAAACUCGCGAUAAAAUGAAAUUAUGGCAUGCCCUUUUUGAUGAUAUACACGAU